Aspergillus thermomutatus is the source of this 1773-nucleotide messenger RNA. It is a transcript of the gene crmC, whose product is annotated as siderochrome-iron transporter crmC. The transcript has 2 exons. NCBI's taxonomy places the organism in Eukaryota, Fungi, Ascomycota, Eurotiomycetes, Eurotiales, Aspergillaceae. Gene Ontology annotation, biological process: transmembrane transport. Bases 1 to 1773 code for a protein of 590 amino acids. The record is from RefSeq and is a predicted model, not a curated record. Gene Ontology annotation, molecular function: transmembrane transporter activity.
AUGGACGCAACCAACGCAGGCAGGUCCACAGAAAAGGCCGUCAGUACCCGUACGACGGACAACAUUGAGGCGACCUCGGAGACACUGAGUCUGGAGGAAAAGAACGAGAAGGAAGUCAUCGAGCAUCCGGAUGAAAUCACCCAAGAUGCCCAGAUUGGAGUGCAAAAAGCCGAAGCUACGGCCCUGGUGUGGUCCAAGACCGCUUUGUAUGCCACAUAUGCCUGGAUCUGGGUAUGCUUCUUUAUCCUCGCCCUGCAAUUAUCCAUUAGCAGCAAUAUGAUCUAUUACGCCUACGCAAGCUUCUCGACGGCCCCCCAGAUCUCCCAGGCCUACAUCCUCUCCACCAUCAUUGGUGGGGUGAUCCAGCUGCCCAUCGCAAAGAUUCUCAACCUCUGGGGCCGUGCCGAGGGCUUCCUUAUUUUCCUCGUCGUCCUCAUCGUCGGUAUUAUCGUGAUUGCGUCCUGCAAUGGCCCCAAUGGCUUUGCAGCCGGAUACACGCUGUAUUGGAUCGGUUACAGUAAUCUCAGCUUCAUCUUGAGUGUCUUUGUCGCCGACGCGUCCGGGCUGCGAAACCGAGCGUUUGUCUACGCCUUCAUUGGCACCCCUACCAUCUGUACCGCUUUUGUCGGCCCGCUAGCUGCUGAGGCGUUCUAUGCCCAUUCCACGUGGCGGUGGGCUUACGGCUGCUUCGCUAUCAUCAUCCUCUUCACUUUUGUGCCACUUGCACUUGUUUUCAAGUUCUACCAGCACAAGGCAGAGAAGAUGGGAGUCUUCGUCAGGUCUCCACGCGGCCGUACGCCCCUACAGUCGUUCAUGCAUUACUUUCAUGAGUUCGAUAUCGUCGGCGCCUUUCUCCUUAUGGCCGCCUUUGUCCUUUUCCUGCUGCCCUUUAGUCUCGAGACCUACGGCUACAGCGGGUAUUCCUCGGCAACCUUCAUCAGCAUGGUUAUCAUCGGUGUUCUGCUCUUCCCAGUCUUUGCUAUAUGGGAGAAAUUCUUUGCCAAGACCGCUUUUAUCAAGUGGCAACUAUUCAAGAACCGGACUGUCCUCGGGGCCUGCGUCCUAUCCGCCGUCAUAUUCUUCAACUAUAACACAUGGAAUCAGUAUUACUACUACUAUAUACAGGUUGUGUAUAACCUGGAUACAUCAAAGACUGGAUACAUGACGGAAAUAUAUGGCGUGGGGUCGACCGUUUGGGCGGUCCUAUUUGGUAUCUGGAUUCGUCAGACUAAACACUUCAAGAAAAUAUGUCUGUUUUUUGGUGCACCGCUGAUGCUGCUUGGCGCUGGUCUCAUGAUCCACUUCCGUGGCAGCGCGAGCAAGAUCGGCUACCUGAUUAUGUGCCAGAUCUUUAUUGCCUUCGGCGGCGGUACCCUUGUCAUUGGUGAUGAGAUGGCUGUCAUGGCCGCCGCCGACCGCGAUGGCAUCCCCAUGAUGAUCGCCAUGAUCAGUCUGUCCGGUAGUUUUGGCGGGGCCAUUGGCUACGCCGUUGCCGGCGCCAUUUACUCCAACACCUUUCCUCAGGCUCUGCUCAGCGCCCUUCCCGACAACGCAAAAGCGGACUAUGCCACCAUUUACCUCGGCGGCUCUACCGCUCAGUUGAUGUACCCCCCUGGCAGUGAUACCAGAAAUGCUAUCAAUCACGCGUGGGCAGAUAGUCAGAAGUACGAGUGUAUCACGGCCGCCGUCGUUGUUGUCCUCGCUUUCCCGGCCAUUGCUGUGUGGAAGAACUACAAUGUCGAUAGGAAACAAGUCAAGGGCACGGUCAUCUAG